Messenger RNA from Mercenaria mercenaria, 1274 nucleotides. RefSeq lists its product as uncharacterized. The record is from RefSeq and is a predicted model, not a curated record. Bases 175 to 810 code for a protein of 211 amino acids. NCBI's taxonomy places the organism in Eukaryota, Metazoa, Mollusca, Bivalvia, Venerida, Veneridae. The transcript has 5 exons.
AUUUUUUGAGAUCUAAUUUACUCUCUGAUUAAUUUAAACAUCAACGAAAAUAAUUUACGUAAAAUUGUUUUCCCUAGUUCUAUUUCGUUUUUAAAUAUAAUUAACUAUUUCAAAUUAAUUUUCUUUAUUGCAGGAUACAAGCGUUACGCCAGAAAAGGAGGCAGGGGCGGUGGUAUGGGAGGAGGUAUGGGCGGUGGUAUGGGAGGAGGUAUGGGUAGUAUGAUGAUGCAACUCAUGAUGGGCGGAGGUAUGGGUGGGAUGCCAAUGCCCAUGAUGGGAGGUAUGGGUGGUAUGCCAAUGAUGGGAGGUAUGGGCGGAGGUAAAAUGGGCGGUGGAAUGCCAAUGCCAAUGCCGAUGCCACCAAUGCCGAUGCCGAUGCCAAUGCCAAUGCCAAUGCCAAUGCCGAUGCCAAUGCCAAUGCCAAUGCCAAUGGGAGGAAAAGGAGGUAUGGGUGGUGGAAUGCCAAUGAUGCCAAUGGGCGGGGGUAUGGGAGGUGGAAUGCCAAUGGGCGGCGGAAAGGGUGGAAUGGGCGAGGGUAUGCCAAUGAUGCCAAUGGGUGGUGGUAUGCCAAUGAUGCCAAUGGGCGGUGGUAUGCCAAUGGGCGGCGGAAAAGGAGGAAUGGGCGGCGGUAUGAUGAUGCCAAUGGGAGGUGGAAUGGGAGGAAUGAUGAUGCCAAUGGGUAAAGGUGGUAUGGGUGGUGGUAUGGGAAGAGGUAUGGGCGGUGGUAUGGGAGGAGGCAAAGGCGGAGCCGGUGGAAUGAGAGGCGGAGCCGGUGGUGCAGGUGGUGCCGGUGGUGCCAAAGGGGAUUAACUCAUGGAAAAAGUAUUAAUGUACUUGGACCAUAUAAAAGACUUUCCUAGAGAUAUUGGCGAUCUUGUAUACAAUCAGGAAUCAACGCGCUUCUCCUCAUGGACAUGUACAUUGGCGUAUCAUUCAUAGCAACAUUCAAGUGUAUAUAUUCCACGCAUGCGCAUUAAAUCAGCUCUUACAUCAGUCACGGACCAUGGACACUGUGAUACUGCGACCUGCAUACUGUUGCAUUGACAAAACUGAACUAUAGUCAUGUGAGAUCAAUUUAUUGCCGGAUGUAUGUUGUGACAGUGGCCUGCUGCCGUAACCAUGCCAUGUGGAUAACAAAUACUCUAUGUGUUGAUGAACAAAUUAAGCCUGGCUUAUACGCCCAUGUUCUUGUCUUGUUAUUUCCUAGUCGUUUUAUGUUUCGUUUGUGACUUUAUGUAGGGGUUAUGAAAAUAAAAAAUAGAUGCAUUUUGAAA